Molecule: messenger RNA, 693 nt
Organism: Colletotrichum truncatum
Lineage: Eukaryota; Fungi; Ascomycota; Sordariomycetes; Glomerellales; Glomerellaceae
Source: RefSeq, a predicted model, not a curated record
AUGACAGAUGGUCAUACAGCCUCUAAGCAAGCAACGGCUUUAUCGACUCUGUUAGAAAAUAUUCGCCAGAGGACGAAGAAGACAAUUCGAUUUCAGACAGUCUCUGCAGACAACGCAAGUUCUUUUAAGCCAAAAGUCCUAGCACAAGAACUUGCAAAAGGGUCGACAUCCACAGUACAGCCGAUAUAUCAUAUUCGCUGUUUAGCCCAUAUUUUCAACCUUGUUGUUCGAGCGAUUUUUGAGGCUCUUCGAAUUUCGAUGGUAGAAGCCUCUACAGAGUUUGAGCCUUCUACUACUCGAGCUAAAGAUCAAGAGGACUCUGACGAUGAUUUUGAUACUGAAGAUUCUACUGCUGGGGAAAAUCCUUUUGGAGCUGUUAUUCAAAAGAGAUAUCUGAAGGUCUCUGAUGAUCUUACUAAGAUCUCUAUUACUGCUACAGGAGAUGCUCCCUCCCCGCCUCCUUACGAAGUCUCAGUAGAAGAGGAGGAUAUUAGCGAUAGAGAUGAGGAGCUGCCAUCCUUAUCUAGCUCUCAACAGCCAAAACUAUCGAGUCAAGUUUCCCAACUUAGCAACUCACCUACGCCUUCUGUAUCCCAAGAACUCCCAAACUUCUCCGAGCUUGGGGGUCGCAAAAAGAAGAGACUUACUCGGCUAGAUCUUGUCGAACUCUCUCCUGACGAGGAUAGCGAUUAA